Eufriesea mexicana is the source of this 406-nucleotide messenger RNA. Its product is annotated as leucine-rich repeat extensin-like protein 6. NCBI's taxonomy places the organism in Eukaryota, Metazoa, Arthropoda, Insecta, Hymenoptera, Apidae. The transcript has 2 exons. Bases 26 to 406 code for a protein of 126 amino acids. The record is from RefSeq and is a predicted model, not a curated record.
UCAGACACAAGGCCACGAGGUAGAAAUGUAUUGUCACGAGGAGAAGAAACCGCGCAGCACUCUGCCUCCACCAUGUUACCAUUGCAAGCUACCACCAUUUUGUUGUCCAAAAUACGGUUGUCCACCUCCGCAACAAUAUCCACCUCCAAGUUAUUGUUGCCCUCCUUCAUGUCCACCAUUCAUAUGUAGACAACGACCUCAACCACCACCAAAACCACCUACCUUAUAUGUCGCAAAUUGUUUACCACCACCUGGACCUGAACCACCGCGAAGUCCAGCUCCACCGAAAAUAACGCCGCCUGCGUCCUGCGUACGUUACUGCAUUCGUAACACAUGCAAUGGAUCGAUGUACGCUCCUUGUUACUUUUCGGACAAACCCAAAUUUUCAUGUUCGAAAUGUUGUUGA